Messenger RNA from Paramuricea clavata, 11842 nucleotides. The record is from the annotation of a GenBank genome assembly. NCBI's taxonomy places the organism in Eukaryota, Metazoa, Cnidaria, Anthozoa, Malacalcyonacea, Plexauridae.
AGACUUAAUUGAACAACAUUUAUUGCAAAGGAGAAAUGAUUCUGAUUAUUGUAACUGGUUGGCUGUUGGUCAAGCGUUUCUGCUCCUCGGCGAUGUCCUUCAGAAAUAUGCUGAGCAUGAAAUGAAGGAACUUCAUGCUUUGAUAACAACAAAUAUCGAUGACCCUGGAGUUAAGUGCCAUUGUUGCUAUACCUAUGGAAAAAGCUCACCACACCCUCAUGGACAACCAGAUACACCUUGUAUAUGGGCUCGAGAAUUAAAAAAUCAUCAUGUUUUCCCAGGAAAAGAAUACAUGCCGUGGCAUCAAAGCAAUAGUAGCCGUUGGGAUGAUCCAGUUCAUGGAUACUGGGAGAUUGCAAAGUUGUUCAUGUCUGAUUUAGGAAAAACGUGGGCCACAACUAAAGAUCCUGGCACUACUGAUUGUGGAUCUCUUCUUAGCUUGCUAUUGUAUUGUAAUCAUUUCAAAUUUCAAAAAGGCACAUUAGUAGCUAUUAUAGAUUCGCAAAAUAGGUGGGCUAAUUCGCCAAUGCGUACCCUUACCGACGAGGCCAAGGAUGUUUUUACACGCAUCGAUAACUUAAUGACUGACCCUGAGCUAUAUGGCAUCAAAGAAAUUCAAGACUGUCGUCAAGCUAUUAAACAAGUAGAAACGGCAGAUAUCUCAAUCUUAGAUGAACAGACAGAAUUAAAGAUUAUUCAAAAUCAACAACUUAAAGAGGUGACAAAAGAGGAAAUAAAGGAGGCAAAAGAAGAAAUAACCGAGAGAAAGAAACUAAAGAAAGAGAUGGCAAACGAUAAAAUAGGUGCUGUUUUUAUUACAAUAUUAUUGUUCGCAGUGUCUUCCUUUUCUCGCAACAUUCCUGGGUUGCUGUGGUUUUUGAUAUCAUUUUUAAUGUUUUCUCAAGUUGGUGACAGAAGUGUGAUUUUAGAUUAUGGUAAGAUAUGUUUUGAAGUUAACCCCUAAAUGAAUGUGCAUGAACAUAAAAUUCAUCUUGUGUUAUCUAAAGUGUGGAAUAGUACUGAACUGCAUUAAUUUUGAAGGUAAUAGAAUAUUAUACAAAUAAUAAAUGUUUUCAUUCCUAUGAUGGUAAAAAAUAUUUUCAUGAGAUAAAUCGGCCCUGGAUAGAUUAUCCUUUUGAAUAAGCAAUUCCAGCUUUUAGUUCAUGCGUGCAGGGGAUGAUGAGAAGUAAGGUAUCAUAUUGCCGAUUAUGCUGAAAAAGUUCAAUAAAAACUGCCGAAACAACCGAAAUAUUUCAAUAUUUACAAGUAUAAGCUAUCACUACGUGUUUACACGGCCACCAUUUUUAUUUUUUCAGCAUAAUCAGCAAUAUGAUACCUUACCUCCCAUCAUUCCCUGCACGCAUAAACUUCAAGCUGGAAUUGCCUAUUCAGUCAGUCAAUCUUGAAGUCAGAAUAUUUACGAGAUGGAAUGAGAUUUUAUUUAGUGAAGUCUGUCAAAAUAUCUGCAUGUUGGAUCUCCACGUGUUUGAAAUAGCUACAAUAUCAAGCAAAUAUCUUAUCUCAUUAGGUAUUCACGGGCAAAUUUAAGAGGGAAGAGAGGCCACUAUUGAUAAAUCUCUAUUAACCACCAUUAAUCAGAAACCGUAAGAACCUCUUCCAACAUGUCACCAAUCCCACCGUAGGUUUGGGGUGGUCACCAUUGGCUUCAUGCAUGCAUAGCGGGUGCACCACCCAGUCCUAGUUUUCAGAUCAGUGUUUUUGCUUUGCGCGAAUUAUAGCCUGCGAACAGGCUCUCUUUGAACUCUCUUUGAAAUUUGAGAGAGAGCCUGCCGGCCUAGCUAAUAAUAUAACAAAAACGCGUCUGUGCGUUCCUUAGAACGACGCAUGGUUCCCAUUGGUUGAAAUUGAGUAGUUGGUUAUUAACUGUGAUUAUACUGCCAUAAAAGGUAAUGCAAUUUACACAACAAUAGAUUCAAGAUGUCAACACAAAGUGCGGACUGCGGAAAUCGAAAAAUAUCGUUCUAUAGCGAUAAGAAAUGUAUUAGACGAGUUGUAUACCUAAAUUUUUGUUUAAAGUUAAAGGAUGGGCAGUCAAAAGCUCUUAACAAUAUUCUAGACGGAAACGAUGUUUUUGCUGUAUAAGAGAGGCGACUAUAAUUUGCAUUCUUGAGCAUUCUAAAUCUAGUACGCCGUGGAUGUAGUUGUUCAAACUCAAGUCGUUGCGGUGUUUAUGUGAAUUCACUUACUAUUGACACUUCAGGGAAUUUCAGGGUUGUUUGAAAGAAAGACAAGUGCUUUUAAAAGUUUAGUAAUGUAUGUUUUCGCUCAAAUUCAAAAGUAUAAGUAAUUUUGUUUUCUGCCGUCGCCCCAAUCUCGUACCCAGAGCAAUGCCUGUGCGCGGGCUAGGAUGGCAUUGGCUCUGGGGAAAUUGAAUUUUUCCUGUGCUGUGAUUGGUUUAACGUUUAUCAAUCGUGCAUGCCGACAAAGAACCGGAACCCUUAAAUUUAGGUUGUCAAUUUCCCCAGAGCCAAUGCCAUCCUAGCCCGCGCACAGGCAUUGCUCUGGGUACGAGAUUGGCGUCGCCCUUGUUUGUUGCCAAACUCACCAAUGCUAUAUAUAAUAUAGACGAGUCUGACGUCAUUGAGACGUGGACUGGAGAAAGGAAAAUACAAAUUCAAAAUGCACAUUUUAUUUUUAUGCAUGUCCCGCAUAAUCUUUCAGACCAUUCUGGACCUCUCUCACAAACAAUCCCGAUAUUUUGCAAAAGAACUUCAAAACUAUCUUGCCCUACUGUUGGCUUGAGCAAGUUCACUAUUGAAACGGACUUCCGUGUAUCUUCGUAUGUUACUUUUAAGAAGCAUUGCAACAACUGCAAAAUUCGUUCACAUGUUCAGCGUUUUUUUGCGUGUAAAUGUUUUUGGAGUUUCUUUCCAACUCAACAUUACAGACUUGUUGUAAACAAUCACGCGUUGAAAUCGAGAUUUGCGUUUUGUUUACAUAUAUUCGCAGGCUAUUUAUACAUAAGACGUUCUGUAUUAAUUUGUUAAUUGUAUUUUCCAUUUGAUUGACAACACUAUAAAUAGUAAUGGCACAGACGUAUUUUUAUUGACUAAACCGGCAGGCUCUAAUUCCAUUUAAGGAGCCCGUUCGCAGGCUACGCGAAUUACGGAUUUGAUUUAUGAAAAAUAGGCUUAAGUGAGCUACGAUUACUACACGAUUUGGAUUUUGACGGAUUGAAUUUAAUGAUAACCAAACCGUUCAAUAGACCUUUCUUAUAAUGACGUCAAAUGGGGAAAAACACUGAGCGAGUUCCAAGGGACAAUUUUUAGCGACAAUCCGCAAUGCAAAUGAUGUUUUUAUGAAAUGUAUUAGCUCGCCAACGACUUGCUCUGUCCCGUGGGGCAUCACAUAAAUUGGUUUUCUGCGUCAUUAUAAGAAAGAUCUAUUGAACAAAACAUAGUACAAAAUGGAAAUGAAAAUGGAAUUUUAUUCAAUAUCACGUGAUCAUAAUCAGCCAAUUAAAUAACGACAAUUUAACAAGAUGUUGUAACAUUGAACUGUCUGUGCCAGUGUAGGUAGUACCAAUAAGAUGAACAAGCUUUUGUUGGUAGGAUGCAACUACCUGAAAAAUAUAAGGAGAAUUUUGACGUUUCGAGCGAAGGCCCUUCGUCUGGGCGCUUGAAACGUCGAAAGUCUUUUUAUAUAUUUUUCAGGUAGUUGCAUUCCUACCAACGAAAGCUUGUUAAUGUUAUAUAUAAUAUGUAUUAUUUUGUAAGAUUUCUAAGAGAAUCUUUCAACAUUUUAGGUUGUUCCACUUCAAUGAUCAAAUCGCCAAUAAGCCAGUACCGAGAAUUUCACUUCUCUUACCUGGUAUACAAGAUAGAGGAGUUCGUUGGUCGAAAGUGGUUUUUCUUCGAAUUAGAAAAGAUCUUCGAAGAAAACGAAACUGUUGCGGGUGUCUUGAUUACUGGAGCGCCAGGUUCAGGCAAAACAGCACUGAUGUCACAAUUGAUAUGUUCACCAUAUUCCAGUUUGUUAAUACACCAAAAUAUCAUUGGUUAUCAUCUAUGUGAAUAUUCCGAGAAGGGAAAACGUGACGGCGCAAGGUUUGUGCGUAAUUUAGUUGAUCAAAUUGCAACUCGGUUACCGGAAUAUUCCAAACAUGUGAUAAACAAUGAACAGAUUCGAACGGAACUGAAUAGUGCUUGUCAUAAAGAUCCUGCGAGCUGUUUUUUCAGCACCGUUGUGGGACCUUUACGAACGUUAAAACAGCCCGACAGCCCUCGGUUUAUUAUAAUAGAUGGUUUAGACGAGUGUUUCGAAAGUGAUUUAGAAACAUCCGAAAUUAUAGAAAUUUUGGAACAUGGAAUACCACAUUUUCCAAAGUGGUUAAAGGUCAUAUUAACUUCUCGAAACGUGACCUCUGUUACAUCGAGACUUCCUCAGAGGCAGAUCAAUAGGAUGCCAUUGUACUCCACGGACGAACGGAAUGUUGAUGACAUUCGUUACUAUGUAUCGCGUUUUAUAUCUCAAAAUACGGAUUUUUCAGGCAGAUUGUUAAUGGCAAUGAAUAUUGUGUCAAGAACUAGUGACUUGAAAAUAUUCCUGGAUGAGAUGAUUAUGCGAGCAGAAGGAAACUUUUUGUUUGUAAAGAUUACAUUGCAAUACAUGAACGAUAUAGGCGUGAAAAUGUAUUAUCACUCCUUACCUGAAAGUUUGUUUGAUUUGUAUAACAGCUUCUUUAACAGGCAAUUUGUUGCGGAUGGAUUUGGGGCAUUUAGUCCCCUUUUUGAAGUGUUGUUAGCACUAUUUUCGCCUAUUCCGCUCCAAGAUAUUCAGGAAAUUCUUAAAAUAGAGUAUAAAAUGGAGGAUAUUCCCAAACGUAUUGAAGAUGUGGCUUGUUUCUUACGAUUUGGCCGUGAUGGAACAGUUAGAAUAUACCAUCAAUCUUUUGCAGAUUGGUUGAUAAGCAAGACUGCCGUACUCUCUACUAACAAAACUAGAGGUCAUCAAAAUAUUGCUCGGUUUCUUCUGCGUCGCAUUCCUGAAAGACACAUUGAUGUCGCGUUUGAGGAACUAACUGAACUUUUCAUGCACAUUCUGUCAGGACAGGCUUCGGAAAUGCAAGAAACAGCAAUGAAUCUUUUUAAUAUUACAGAGAUGCGCGAAUCGCAAACUAAUCAAUCUAUGCUACAUUAUCUCGUGACAAAACCAAGCAACUAUCUACCUGCACUUAAUUUCUUCUUACAAAAGUUUCAAAAUGUUGACGUACUAGAUGCCAAAAACAAAACGCCGGCGUUUUAUGCAGCAUCUGGAGGUUUUGUUAGAAGUUUGCAAAGCUGUAUUGACAAUGGGGCGGAUAUCAGUUCCUUUAUGGAUGGAUACACAGAAAUAGACUCAGUGUCUGUUCUGGUUCGAAAUACAGGUAUCGAGGAGUUUAGCUUGAUGCACGCAGCAGCUGCUAAAGGGCACGUGGAUGUCGUUAAACUUCUGAUAAAAAGAAAUAUAAGCUUCCCCAACGCCAGCAAGAGUUAUCCAACACCACUUCACGUAGCAGCAGGAAAUGGCCAUUUAGAAGUGGUGAAGUUGUUUUAUGAUCACGGUGCAACGUUUGAUCCAAUCAUGCUUCAUCACGCGGCCGCAAGAAAUCAUUCGGUUGUUGUGGAAUUUCUAUUGCACACAGUCGGACUACGUGAUACUUGUAUACCUUGCGAACCAGAACACUUCUCACAAUUGAGUCUAAAACCUACGAUCCAGGAGGCACAUACGUAUUUUUGUGAAACUGCUCUUCAUGCCGCAGUAUCCAGAGGACGGAAUGAUAUCGUACAUAUUUUGCUGGCAUAUGGAAAGGAAUCUCUAGAAUGCAAGCAUCAUUCUGGGAAGACUGUUUUGAUGGAUGCCGUGGAAAGGAAUGAUACUGAAAUGGUAGAUUUACUGUUGAGGCAUGGGGUCAAUGUAACGACAGAGUGUGGACGAAAAAUUGUGAAGGAUAGUAACAAGCAAAUGUGCUCUAAAUAUGCUAUGGACAAGCAAAUUGUUUUGUAUACGCUUUAUUGCGUAAAUGACAGUUGUGAAUGUGGUAACAGAGCUAUUCAUAUAAGUGCUAAAUAUGGGCUGUGGAAGAUGGCAGAAAAAAUAACAUAUUCAAGAGUCCUCGACUCGGUAGAUUUACUAAAUUGUGGUAACGACAGUGCUCUACAAAUUGCCAUACAUUACGACCAAGCACGUUUUGUUCAAAAUUUUAAUAGUACUCUCAACAAAGUAGGACAAUAUUUAGUACCGUCUGUAAUGGUUAAACUAGCCGUGACAUAUUGUUCGGCAGAUGUAGCGAAUUUGUAUUUAGAUCAUCCAGUUAAUUACCAAGUCAAAAACGUAUGGGAUCUUUUACUGCAAAGUGUUGCAUGGUCGCCAUGUGAGGAGCUAAAACCUGAGAGAAUUUCUUAUUGUUUAAAAGCUUUCCAAGACAGCAAUCUUUCUGUAGAAGAAAUGACAAAAAAAGAGUCGGAAAGGCGUUUGCGUAUUAUUAAGUUAUCAAUUGAAACACGUCAGCGGGAAUUAUUGGUUUCUUACAGGAAAGAUGAUGGCCUUACACUUUUGCAUUACGCUGCCUUUCAUGGCUUUGAAGAUGCUGUAAAGUAUUUGGUUACGCUUGGGGCGGACAUAAAUUUAAAGGAUAAAUAUCACAAUUCGCCAUUAAUGAUCGCGGUAAAGAAAUCGCCAAUUAAUGACCUACAUCCCAGUGCUUCAUAUCGCUGCUAUACUACAAACGAUGAUGAAUUUCGUUCGUGCAACACUACAUGUUACGAUGAAAUUGCAAGAUACCUGAUCCAGUCACAAAGAGUAAAUAUCUCAAAAUGCAAUCGUGAAAGUUCAUUCUUGUUGAGACAAGUCAUUCUAAAGCGAAUGCCUUUGAGUUUGUAUGCCUUGUUAAAAAUUGGUGUCGACGUAAAUUGCCACGACAAUGGAACAUUGUCUCCACUUUCAAUGCAUAUCCGCAAUGGGGGAAGCGAUGAAGUGAGCGAAGUGUUGAAAAUGUUUGAAGUGGAUCUUUCUCUCAAAUGUGGAGUACCUUUUAUUUCUUCAGAGCUGCAUCUUAUCUCAUACGUAACAACAUCUGGUGAUUUUGGUAAUUUCUUUCAACCUUUCGUAAAGAAAAAGCGUUUUUCUAUACAAAGAUUGAUUGACUGUCAUCCAAGAGGUGUUCGCAUUUUGGACGAAUGCUAUGAUGCUGAAGGAUUUUUGCCAAUACACAGAGCUGCUCAAGGUGGAAAUCUUGCCGCUAUAAAAUGGUUUAAAAGUAUUGGAGUUAACACUCAGUUAAAAACACACUGUGGUCACACUGCUCUUGAUAUUUCUACAAUGGGAUUGAGGAAUAAUAAUUCUUUGAAUUCGGGUAUUGUAAAACCUUUUGUGAAGAUGAAUAUGAGAUAUCAAAAUGAAUGUUUUGGAGAAUUGUUGCGAACAUUUUUCGACACUUCAUACAAAAAUUACAGUUCAGAUUUUUCUUCUUCCUCGUUUGUUAAAUACCCUGUUUUACAUUACGCAAGUAUAACUGGACUAGAGGUGUUUACUGGUGUGUACAAGAAAGCUUUGGAAAUCAUACCAAGUUUAAAAAGGAAUAAAUUUUUGAUCCUUGAUGAACAAGAUGAAUACGGAAAUACACCUCUCCAUAUUGCAGCCCUAAGUGCUCGUGAAGAUGUUGUUAAGUAUCUGGUACGACUUGGUGCUGAUGUAAAUAUUAAGAACAAAUUGGGCGAUACGCCGUUGUGGAUUGCAUUAGCGAAAUCUCCUUAUUUCUGGAAACUUGAUUUAGAUCAGCUCUGCUACACUACAAAUGACAGUGUUUUUACGUCGUGUAAAACGACACCUCGUGAUGAAAUCGUAAGGUACUUGCUGUGGUCGCAGAAAUCGAGCAUCUUGAAAUGUGAUGCUAAAACUGCAUUUUUGUUGAAUCGAGUCUCUUCAAAAGGAAUGUCCUUGCGUUUGAACGCUUUGUUAAAAUUUGGUGUCGAUGUAAACUGCAAAGGGAAAUUAUCCCCGCCCCCAUUUUUGGUGGAUAUCCGAGAAGGAAGUGAAGAAGUCAGCGAAGUAUUGAAAAUAGUGCAAGUGAAUGUUUCUGUCAGAUAUGGAGUAUUUUCUAACUCUUCGGAGCUUAUUUCACACGUAGAAACACUUGGUGUUUGGACACGCGUUAUGUAUUACAUAAAUUACUUAGUAUAGCAUAAUUUAGUAAGCGCAUGCGCAUUAAGCAUUCUCUUAAGAACAUGUUUUGUAGGAAAAGCAAUAUAAGUUUUAUUUAUUUAUUUAGCUUCGCCUAUAAAUUACACAAUCAAACAAACGUACACCUAACCAUUUUUGUCCAACCCCAAAACGAGAGAACUUCAACGCAACGUACAUGAUUGCGAAAUUAAACCUAUAGGAUGGUUUAAUUUUAGAAUCAUACACAUUCAUUUAAUAUGCUUGAAUUUUAUGAGCCCAACAUUGGAAAAUAUGGGAAAUUGCUUAAAAACUUGGCAUAGACCUAGACAAAACUUAUCGAAACGCAGCAAAUACGCCGAGCCUCCCACGUUUCAAUGUUGGACAAAAAGGUAACAUGCAACAACAUAAAGUUGACAACAACAAAAAGGCGGGGACACCACAACAGCUUAAAACCAAUUACUGUGGGGAAAUUACUGCAAUUACUGUUGGCAAUUACUGUUUUACCUCUGUUACUCGUUUUUUCUUGGGUAAAACAAAGGACUGCUAGCUAGGCAGUUAAAAACAAGUAAACAAUCGCAUCUAGUGUUUUUUUAGUAGUUUCUUUGCUGAUUCCAUUGCCAAUUCCAUUGUUCGUUUCAUUGUUUUGUAAGUUCGAACGUGGCUGUUAUUUGACUAAUUUUGCAGUUCACGAGAUAUUUUUCCGAUAACUUUGGCACCUAAUUGUUAACAUUUCUAUAAGCUUUCAUUUACUUUCCACAAAAAUAUCUCUUUGAUGCUAAGCGAAACAAAGCCGUUCCGAGUAUUGGGACGUUAAAACAAUCUGCAAAAUGCAUAGCACAAUGAAUCGACCGUAGCAAAACAAAGUCUAUUAUACAAGGGUGCCCCAAGAAAAACUAAACUAUUCAAAUAUAUAACCUGUGAAUGUUUGUUCACAGGCUAUUGAAAUAACGUAUUGUUAGAAUUUGAAUGCCUUAGGCUUAGCACUAAGCUGAACGCAAAGUGCCAAAGAUUAAACUCUAAACCUUAAACUCUAAGCGCGCAAAGCUUAAUGGGAGCACAAGUUUCAAGCUUAGUAGUUGAAUAUUGCAGCUUUUUGUGAAUGAAUUGUUCUUGUAAGGAGAUAUUUACCACGUCUCUAAGAAAUGGGCCCCAUUUUGAUUUCUAAACUGAUUAAAUGAUGCUCCCAUUACGCUUUGCACGCUUAGAGUUUAAGAUUUAUGGUUUAGAAUUUAAGGUUUGCAAAGGACAACCUUUUUUGAAUUAGCUGUAAAAUUUACCAGUUUCUUUGUGUAUAAAAUUUACUUAUGUCAAGCUUUUAUGCACUUGUGGGUUCAGCAGAGUGCUGAAGCUGUCAAAUUCUAACAAUACGAAUUUCAAUAGUUUGGUUUUUUGGGGACACCCUGUACAGGGUGAAUAAAAAAAACACAAGCUCGGAAUUUCCUAAGAAAUCCACUUUGCAAUUCUUAAUCAUAAAAGAUUUUAGGCCCCUGGGAACUGAAAUCGAUUGCUAAUAGAUCAUGUUAAUGUUGUUGUACUGCACUUGUAAAAUAAAAACUUAUUAAGUGUAUUAAAUAAAUGCAGUAAUUUUGACAGUUGUGUUAUUUUAAAUUCCCAGGCAUCUAAAAUCUUUUGACCUUAAAACAAUGUCGAUUUCUUGGUAAAUUCCGAGGUUGCGUUUUUUUUAUACACCCUGUACGUAAGCCUAUCCUUUGUCCUAUUUUAUGCUUCUGUAAACUAGAACAAUGGUAACUAGGCAUGUGAGUUAGCUAAAGUUCUGCAUUGGGUAGCAAUGAUGUAAACAACGCUAGCCAAAUUUUCUAUUCGGGAACAUUUAUUACCAAAAUCAUGAGAAAAAGGCCUGGAACGAGCUUGUGAAGCGAUAUGGGGCAACCACAUCCUGUGUAAAUGACAUUCAAACACUCAUUAAUAAUUCAUAAGCUUAUUGGCAAAUCAUGUCAACCGUAAUAUGUCACGUGCAGUGGCUUUAAACCUGAUAAAACACUCCUAAUUAGUAUUCUUUAUAUAAAGAAUACUAAUAAGGCAGUAUCUAUUGUUGUCGUGUCCUCAUUAGUAUUUUUUAUAUAAAGAAUACUAAUAAAGCGGUAUAUCUAUUGAAUUUGUAGUCGUGUUUGAAGCCGUUUAAUAAACUCGCAGGUCGUGUUUUAUUACGUCUAAAGCUACUCGCGCUGCGCGCUCGUGUCUUUAAACCUAAUAAAACACUCCUGCUCGUUUAUUAAACAGUACUUAAAAUUUUAGUUCAAACUUACCCCAAAAAUAGGGCAAUACCUCUUAGACGGCACUGGCUGGGCGUUUCGGAACUCUGAAACUCGUCCGAAGUAUACCGUCUGAUCUGCCAAGGAAAACGGCAAUAAGACGUUCGCCUAUAUCGUUUAUCUUUUGAUUUUAUAUGCCUCAAAAUCUUAAGAUAAAACUUUUAUAUAUUAAUAGAUUACAUACAUGCUGACGUAAUCGCUGUAAAAGUUUAGAUAAAAUAUAAUUUUGUCAUAGAAUCAUUAUAAAGCAACCACUGUAAAGCCCAGGUCACACUACACAACGAUAAUGAUACGAUAACUUGUAUACGCGCACUGAUUCGUCAAAAAUUCAUCGUUAUCGUCCGACUGAAAAAAAAAUCGCUCAGGUGAGCGAUUUUAAAUAAAGAGGGAAAGAAGGAAGCAGAGAGGAAGAGAGAGAGGGAAGGAAGUAUAGGGAGGGAAGGAACGCCUGUUAAGGGUUAUUAUCUUCAUUAAAGACUAUUAUUAUUAGGAAGAGUGAGAGGGGAGUAGAUACGAAGAGAAGAUGGAAGGAUGGAAAUAUAGAUGGAUAGAAUCCGAGUUUCUAUGAUAAAAAAAUGAAGAAGAUAAAAAUGAAGGGUGAAAGGCAGGAAGGAAAUAAGGAAUGAUGCAUGAAGAAUUGUCAAAAGAAGAAAUGAAUGAUAGAUGGAAGAAAGGAAGGAUGGAUGGAGGGAGAUGGAGAUAGGAAUGAAGAAGAUGAAUUUAAUUGCAUUGAUACAUACUUUGCCUUCUGUUGUGCCAGCAAUGCUUCUAAGCAACUGCUCAAUGGGAAGAGAUGGAGUGGAUGAAUUAUUCGCUGCAGGAGUGACUAUCAAGACAAGAAUAUAAAUAGAAUUGUAUAAAUUGCAUAUAAAAUUCUCAAUCUGAUCCCAGUUUAAUCAGCACUAUAGCUACUUGUAAUUCACAUUUAGCAAAUCACAAGUUUGGAAAUCGUGAAAAAGCUAAUGUAUCUGAUAUAAAAUUAUUGAAGAAUACGCUCUCGCAGUAUACAUUAAUUACCUGCCGUACUCGCGGCUCCUUGUACAGGCUUUUUAUAGUGAGGUCAUUGCCGUAUUACAUCAGGGAAUUUAAACAUGUUGUGGACAACAGAUGCCGCCAUUGCACUGGCAAAUGGCUGCCAAUCUUCUGUCUCUGAUUUAUUUCCAUCGGCAAAAUCUGACACUCCUUUAACAACAGUCAAUUCUAUGCCAAGAUCAUAGGCAGCUGCGUAUAGGCCUAAAAAUUAAGUACCAGUUAAAAUAUGAGCGGCUGAUCUUUAUGGGCAUCCCAUAAAGAUCAGUUGCGAAUAUUUCAACGUACUUGUAAAAUGAAUUAUAUUUGUUUACUUCAUUAGUAUUCACUGCCCAUGGAGACAAUCUAACGCUUCAUUAGCAUGCGUUUAAAAUCUGAAC